AUGAAAUUUCAAAUUUUGUGUGGGCAGUUAAAAUACAUCGUUUAAUCUUUGAAAUAAUGGGUUUAUGGCCCAAAGACGACAAAUCUAAUACGAGUAAUUUAUGGUCGAAACUUCAUGCUGGCAUUAUUUUGUGUGUAAUAAUAUUUAUUACCAAUGUUCCAUUGAUACAUGCGGUUGUUCAAGUUUGGGGCAACAUGGUACUGGUAAUAGACAACUUACGUAUUGCAUUAAGUUUUCUAACAGUAUCAUUGAAAUAUGUUACUAUGCAACGGAAACAAACAGUUCUUUUGUCGACUGUAAAUAUGAUGGCUGAAGAUUGGAUGGCAUUCAAAUCGAAUACAGAGAGAGACAUGAUGAUAAAACGAGCACAAACUGCUCGAUUAGUCACGGUCAUUGGAUAUUUUUUCAUGAUAAUAGGAAUUCUUGGAGCAAUCAUUCCAUCUAUUUUUGGCAUACAAAUAAUAUCAAUAACAAAUCACACGGAUCAGCAUAAGGAGUUACUAUUCUUGACAUAUGAUUUCUAUGAUACAGAUAAGAGUCCACAGUAUGAAUUGACGUUUUGUAUUCAAGCUAUAUCGCUCGUGCUUGCAGCUAGUGUAUAUAUGUCUAUAGAUAGUUUUUUAGUGCUAAUAGUUCUUCACAUUUGUGGCCAGUUAGAAAACUUUAGAUGUCGACUAGUUAAUAUGAUAUCAUGCAAGAACUUCGACAGAACGUUAAAUAACAUCGUAGCGUCACAUUUACGUAUGAUCAGAUUUGCCAAUAAUAUCGAAAAUACAUACUCCUUAAUGAUGUUAAUUAUGUUACUUCACUUUGUUAUAGUAUUUUGCCUAAGCGGGUUCUGUUUAAUAUUAGAAAUGGAUGAAGUUAUUACAAUAAAAAUUUAUUUCUCGACAAUUAUGCUUACAAUCAUAUUAAUGAAUACUUUUUUGUACUGUGGUGCAGGAGAACUUUUAACGGAACAGCCGAUGACGCGCCGAUCACGCCCGAAGUUACCCGAGCCAUCUGUGACGUCACAAUGUUACAUACCGUAUACGAUAUCUGUUGAGAUUUUGAGUUUUUAAUAGAAAUGGCAACAAUUAAAACGUAUAGAACGUGUUUCGUCCCUCUCUGUGGUAGUACAACAAAAAGUACACCAAAUAAAGUGUUCGCGACAGUGCCACAAGACGUGAACCUUCGUAAAAAAUGGUUUAAUGCCGUUCGGAGAGAUAACCUAAAAAACAGCAAAUCGAACUUCUUUUGCUGUGAAGACCAUUUCAAUGUAAGUUUUUGCAGCCUAAGUAUAUGUUAAAUUUUUAAAUUAUUAUUUUUUUGAUAGGAUUUCAUCUAUUAAUAAUUUAACCUAAUUUCGUAACUGCAUCAAAAAUGUUUUAUAUUUAUAGCUGCGAGAGGAUAUGGAAAAUUAUCAGUAUCACAUGAUGAUGGGAGGUCCAGUAAAAAUUA
Messenger RNA from Solenopsis invicta (red fire ant), 1440 nucleotides. RefSeq lists its product as uncharacterized. The coding region runs from base 57 to 1061 and encodes 334 amino acids. NCBI's taxonomy places the organism in Eukaryota, Metazoa, Arthropoda, Insecta, Hymenoptera, Formicidae. The record is from RefSeq and is a predicted model, not a curated record. Gene Ontology annotation, biological process: detection of chemical stimulus involved in sensory perception of smell; sensory perception of smell. Gene Ontology annotation, cellular component: plasma membrane. The transcript has 5 exons. Gene Ontology annotation, molecular function: olfactory receptor activity; odorant binding.